Schistosoma haematobium is the source of this 417-nucleotide messenger RNA. RefSeq lists its product as uncharacterized. The record is from RefSeq and is a predicted model, not a curated record. The coding region runs from base 1 to 417 and encodes 138 amino acids. NCBI's taxonomy places the organism in Eukaryota, Metazoa, Platyhelminthes, Trematoda, Strigeidida, Schistosomatidae. The transcript has 3 exons.
AUGAGUAAUAAUAACAAUAAAGAAGAUAUACUCGAAAACACUGUUGAUAAUGUGAAAGGGGAAAUGAAAGAAACAAACGUAAUAAAUGAAAUGUUAAGUGAUAAAAAAUGUCUACAUGAUUUAGAUCAUUCAAGAUCAAAUCAAAGCAGCAGUUUAAAUGAAAGUGAACUACGCACCACUAGUAGUAAUACAGUUACUAUAAGUUUUACUGAAAGUGACAGCACAAGUUCAUCUAGCAGUCGUGGUGAUACUAGUAACGGUGAUAAUAGUGAUGAAACAGAAUCAACUAGCUCCGACGAUGAUGAUGAGGAGGACGAGUCUGCUCAAUCAAAUCAAAUUGCCGAUUUUUCUGGUCAAGGUUUUACUACUGUCCCGUCAAUAAUCUUUCAUCUCAUUGUGUUCAUGCAAAUUGAUUGA